Apaloderma vittatum (bar-tailed trogon) is the source of this 318-nucleotide messenger RNA. RefSeq names its product chromosome unknown open reading frame, human C1orf74. The annotation marks the transcript as partial. The transcript has a single exon. The record is from RefSeq and is a predicted model, not a curated record. NCBI's taxonomy places the organism in Eukaryota, Metazoa, Chordata, Aves, Trogoniformes, Trogonidae.
UGGAACCUCUGCACCGUCGUAGGGGUGCUGCUGGGCUACCCGGCGGCGUACGCCUUCACUGCAGGGGAGGGUGCUGAGAACUGCCUGGCGCUGACGCCGCUGAGGGUGUUCACGGUGCAGGCCUCCUGCCCCAGGAUAAGGGACGGUCUCAGGGUUCAGAUCUACUCCUUCAGCGUCCCAGAGAGCCUCUGCACAGAACUGAAGGGGGUGCUGGACGCCUGGCGCGAUGAGCUGGAGGAGGCCUUCAGCAUGCAGAGCGACUUUGUGGAUCUCUGUGUUGCAAGUGAGGUGGUGACUCUUCCAGCAGUUGCCUUGUAA